AUGAAAGCAUUUGAGCAGCUCAUAUCAAGCUCUGUGUAUCUGCUUAGUUCAAUGACAACGACGCUCGUAAACAAAUACAUUCUGUCCGAUCUGCAGUUUGAAAUGCAGUAUUUGCUUGUGAUGCUCCAAUCUCUCACAAUUGUUUGUUCAUUGUUAAUUCUGAGGAGAAUCGGUGUCGUAGAUUUUGAGCUCACAAGGUUCAAAAAGUGGAUGGUUCCAUCUUUGCUACUGACCGUGAUGAUAUUUUCUGGAUCUAAGUCGCUGUAUUACUUACCUAUCUCAAUAUACACGCUGUUUAAGAACUGCAGUAUUGUGAUAACCGCACUGCUAGAAAAAAGGCUUUUUAAUAGAAAAAUAUCUACACUUGCAUACACAUCGUUCAUGUUAAUGAUUGGAAGCUCUUAUAUAGGAGACUCUUCAGAAGCGAUCCUUGCGAUUGAAUAUGGUUGGAUGUUGAUAAACAUUGUGUCCACAACUGCAUAUGUGCUUUCCCUGAAAAUAGCUAUGGAUACAGAUAGUAGAGCAAAGACUGAGUCAGUGUAUUACUCGAACCUUGUGUCUUUACCUAUUCUCGCACCCUUAUCGUUUGUAUUUGACAAUAAAAGCAGCAAGGGAAUUUCCACGGAAGUGAUAGCAUGGGUGUUUGUGUCAUCUGUCUGUGCGUUUUUCACAUCAUUUAGUACGGCAUGGACAUUGAAUGUUCUUUCCUCAACGACUCUUGGGAUGCUUGGAGCAUUGAACAAAAGCUUUGGAUCGUUUCUUGGCAUUAUCGUUCUGAAUGAAAGCAUAAAUGCAUGGAAAGCUUUUUCUUUGCUACUCGGAUCUGUCUCUGUAGUGAUGUAUUCGUACGGAAUUUCAUAUGAACAGAAGUAA
Messenger RNA from Ordospora colligata OC4, 873 nucleotides. RefSeq names its product nucleotide sugar transporter. The record is from RefSeq and is a predicted model, not a curated record. Gene Ontology annotation, cellular component: membrane; Golgi apparatus. The coding region runs from base 1 to 873 and encodes 290 amino acids. The transcript has a single exon. Gene Ontology annotation, molecular function: GDP-mannose transmembrane transporter activity; antiporter activity. Lineage: Eukaryota; Fungi; Microsporidia; Ordosporidae.